Molecule: messenger RNA, 1171 nt
Organism: Jatropha curcas
Lineage: Eukaryota; Viridiplantae; Streptophyta; Magnoliopsida; Malpighiales; Euphorbiaceae
Product: polypyrimidine tract-binding-like protein
Source: RefSeq, a predicted model, not a curated record
UUGCCCGCGACCCCUUCUCUUCUCUCAUAUUCACAAUCACAUCUCCAGCGAGAAACAAUAAUAAGAAUUAAAGAAAACAAGAAAGAAAGAAAACACAAAUUCUGAUAUUCUGCAUCUUAAAAUCGUUGAAUAAGUACAAGAAAUACUUUCCAAAUGGUGAAGCUAGCGUCGGCAAGAGAGAGCAGAAUGUACGGACCAAGGCUUGGUCGAAACAGAGCAGAGUAUAUAAACUCAGGGCUUUAUGUGUUCGCUACGAUUGUGCUUAUAAGUGGUUUUGCAGCCGAAUUCUCAAUGGAGCCUAGAUCAGGUUUGGUUCUUUUGUUUAUAGCGUGUGCGCUUAUAAUGGUCGUCAAUCUCCACGAUCUCAUUGCGCAUCUCGCUGGAAUCGAUUACCGGUUACAUUUGAUGGAGUUUGAUAUGCAGCUGGCACUUGUAGAAUUUGCGGUUCCUUUGGUCCAAGCCUUGGGUGCUGUUCUUUUGUUCUUGGGGUUCUUUUUUCUAUUUCUUCAGGAAGAGAAAGGAUACGGUUACUUCAAACUUGAAAAGCACGCCCUUAACAUGCUUAUCGCUGGCCCAGUUCUAUGGGUUCUUGGUUCAAUCCACAAUUCUUGCCAAAUUUACGAGAAAGCUGAUGGUCAUGUUCAAAUCUUGCAAGGGAGUGUCCAAAUCCCAUUUUUGAUGGGGAGUUUAUUGCUCUUGGUUGGUUCCAUACUCAAUCUCCAAGAGCAAGCCGGCUCAAUCCAUCAUGGCCUACGACUUUUGGGGAAAACAAUGGUGUGGAUGGGGAUCUUCGGAAGUCUAUUGUUGUUUGUUGGGGGAUUAACAAAUGUAGUAAAAGUGUUCAAAAUGCAACAGAUUGAUGGACUGCGCUUGGAGAAACUGCGAGGAGGGGCUCACGAACGUUUAAGACAUCAUAGGGAAGGUCAUCUUCCGCUUAUUGCAGAAGAACAGAGGAGCAGGAAAAGGGUAAUUGAAGAAACAAAAGCUGUACCUGUACCUGCUCCUACUCCUUACAAGGAUGUGCUUCUUGGUCGGACUUAAUUAUCAGAUUGCUUCUGUUAAUUACCUGUUACGAGUAUAUAAUCUCUGGUCGUCUGGUCGCUCUCGCCAUUAAUUAGCCAUCUCCGAUGUGUCAUAUGAUUGAUAUUUGAUAGUAUUAUUGUUGUUUAUA